Messenger RNA from Arvicola amphibius (Eurasian water vole), 4422 nucleotides. It is a transcript of the gene Paxip1, whose product is annotated as PAX interacting protein 1. The transcript has 20 exons. Gene Ontology annotation, cellular component: nucleus. Gene Ontology annotation, biological process: positive regulation of transcription initiation by RNA polymerase II. NCBI's taxonomy places the organism in Eukaryota, Metazoa, Chordata, Mammalia, Rodentia, Cricetidae. The record is from RefSeq and is a predicted model, not a curated record. The coding region runs from base 114 to 3359 and encodes 1081 amino acids.
GUGCGGCGGCGGCUGCGGGCCGGGCUGUGCAGCCGAGCAGUUGGCGUCGCUACGGGCGCUGGGCGCGGCGGGCCGGGUGACGCGGGGCCGGGCGCCGCCGCGCCGCCGCGAUCAUGUCGGAGCCGGCGCCCGAAGUUCCGGAGGAUCUGUUCCGCGAGGUCAAGUACUACGCGGUGGGCGACAUCGACCCGCAGGUUAUUCAGCUUCUUAAAGCUGGGAAAGCCAAGGAAGUCUCCUACAAUGCUCUAGCCUCACACAUCAUUUCAGAGGAUGGGGACAACCCUGAGGUGGGAGAAGCCAGGGAAGUUUUUGACUUGCCUGUUGUAAAGCCUUCCUGGGUGACUCUCUCCGUGCAGUGUGGUGCUCUCCUGCCAGUCAAUGGUUUCUCUCCAGAGUCCUGUCAGAUUUUUUUUGGACUCACUGCCUGCCUUUCUCAGGUGUCGUCUGAGGACAGAAGUGCCCUGUGGGCCUUGGUUACGUUCCACGGGGGCAACUGCCAGCUGAACCUCAACAAGAAGUGCACACAUUUGAUUGUUCCAGAGCCAAAGGGGGAGAAGUACGAGCGUGCUGUCAAGAGAGGAAGUAUUAAGAUUGUCACCCCUGACUGGGUCCUGGACUGCGUGUCUGAGAAGAGCAGGAAGGACGAAGCCUUUUACCACCCGCGUCUGAUCAUCUAUGAGGAGGAGGAAGAGGAGGAAGAGGAGGGAGACAACGAGGAGCAGGAUUCUCAGAACGAGGGCAGCACUGAGAAGUCAAGUGCAGCCAGCUCUCCAGAAGCCUCUCCUCCUGACCAGCCGUUCUCGCCCAAGCCCAGAGCCGAGGUGUCCAAAGGGGAGUUGAUGUUUGAUGACUCUUCUGAUUCAUCCCCCGAAAAGCAGGAGCGGAGCUUGAACUGGGCCCCUGCUGAAGCCCCGCCACUAACCACGGCCCAGCGCAGACUGCCUCAGGGAAAAGGGCCGGGACUUAUUAACCUGUGUGCCAAUGUCCCACCAGUCCCCGGGGACAUCCUGCCUCCUGACAUGCGGGGUAACUUGAUGGCUGCUGGACAAAACCUCCAGAGUUCUGAGCGAUCAGACAUGCUUGGGACCUGGAGCCCAGCUGUCCGGACGUUACGAAACAUCACAAACAACGCCGACAUCCAGCAGAUCAGCCGGCCAUCCAAUGUUGCGCACAUCUUACAGUCUCUUUCAGCACCCACAAAAAACCUAGAGCAGCAGGUGGCGCAUGGCCAACAGGGACACCCCACUGCCAGUGCUGUGCUAUUUGGCCAGUCUAAAGGCGCUCCCGAGACACACGUGUUGCAGCAGCACCAUCCUCCCCAGCAGCCACCACAACAGCACCCAGUCCUGCAUCUCCAGCCCCAGAUCAUGCAGCUCCAGCAACAGCAGCAGCAGCAGCCACAGCCUUACCCCCAGCCGCCGUCACAUCAGUUCCCUCAGCAAGUCCAUCAGCAUCAGUUUUCUCAGCAGCAGCUCCAGUUUCCACAGCAACCAUUACACCCUCAGCAGCAGCUGCAUCGCCCCCCACAGCAGUUGCAGCCAUUUCAGCAGCAGCAUGCCCUGCAGCAGCAGCAGCAGCUCCAUCAGCUGCAGCAACAGCAGCUACAGCAACACCAGUUAGCACAGCUCCAGCAGCAGCAGCAGCAGCAGCAGCAACAGCACAACCUUCUCCAGCAGCAGCAGCAGCUCCAGCGCCUGCACCACCAGCAGCAGCAACAGCAGCAGCAGAUGCAGAAUCAAGCAGCACACCUGAACCAAACAUCCCAGGCACUACAGCACCAGGUUCCACCCCAGCAACCCCUGCAGCUGUCCCUACAGCCCGCACCUCAGCAGCAGCAGCAACAACAGCAGCAGCAGCAGCAGCAGCAGCAGCAGCUUUAUGGACAUGACCCAGCAGUGGAGAUUCCAGAAGAAGGCUUUUUGCUAGGAUGCGUGUUUGCAAUUGCGGACUACCCAGAGCAGAUGUCGGAUAAGCAGCUGCUGGCCACCUGGAAAAGGAUAAUUCAAGCGCAUGGUGGCACUGUGGACCCCACGUUCACAAGCCGAUGCACACACCUCCUCUGCGAGAGCCAAGUCAGCAGUAUGUAUGCACAGGCACUGCGGGAGAGGAAGCGGUGUGUCACUGCGCACUGGCUCAACACAGUUCUGAAGAAGAAGAAACUGGUGCCACCCCAUCGAGCCCUGCAUUUCCCUGUGGCGUUCCCACCUGGGGGCAAGCCCUGUUCACAGCAUAUUAUCUCUGUGACUGGAUUUGUUGACAAUGACAGAGAUGACCUGAAGUUAAUGGCGUACCUGGCAGGUGCCAAGUACACAGGGUACCUGUGCCGUAGCAACACUGUCCUCAUCUGUAAAGAACCAAGCGGUUUGAAGUAUGAGAAGGCCAAAGAGUGGAGGAUCCCGUGCGUGAAUGCGCAGUGGCUGGGGGACAUUCUGCUGGGAAACUUCGAGGCCCUGCGGCAGGUGCAGUUCAGCCGCUACACCGCCUUCAACCUGCCGGACCCCUUCGCGCCCACUCCACACUUGGUCUUAAGUCUUUUAGAUGCAUGGAGGGUCCCAGUGAAGGUGACUGCGGAGCUCUUGAUGGGUGUAAGAUUACCCCCUAAGCUGAAGCCAAAUGAGGUCACCAACAUCCAACCUUCUUCUAAACGAGCCAGAAUCGAAGACCUGCCACCCCCUACUAAGAAGCUGACUCCAGAGCUGACGCCUUACGUGCUUUUCACUGGAUUUGAGCCCGUGCAGGUUCAGCAGUACAUUAAGAAGCUGUACAUCCUGGGUGGAGAGGUUGCCGAGUCCACGAAGAAGUGUACCCACCUCAUUGCCAGUAAGGUGACGCGCACUGUGAAGUUCCUGACGGCCAUCUCGGUGGUGAAGCACAUCGUGACUCCGGAGUGGCUAGAGGAGUGCUUCAAGUGCCAGAAGUUCAUUGAUGAGCAGAACUAUAUCCUGCGAGAUGCUGAGGCAGAAGUGCUCUUCUCUUUCAGUCUAGAAGAAUCCUUAAAGAGAGCCCAUGUUUCUCCCCUCUUUAAGACAAAGUAUUUCUACAUCACCCCUGGCAUCUGCCCGAGCCUUGCAACGAUGAAGGCGAUUGUAGAGUGUGCAGGGGGAAAGGUGUUGUCCAAGCAGCCGUCCUUCCGGAAGCUCAUGGAGCACAAACAGAAUAAGAGUCUGUCAGAGAUUAUUUUAAUAUCCUGUGAGAACGACCUGCACUUGUGUCGAGAGUACUUUGCCAGAGGAAUAGAUGUUCAUAAUGCAGAGUUUGUUCUGACUGGAGUGCUCACACAGACACUGGACUACGAAUCAUAUCCUUUACGAAGGUGCAUAGCGGGGACAGGCAAGGGUAAAGGUGCAUUUGCAGGUUGAAAAAGGGACACCAUGGUUCUUGUCACCAGACCUUUCCCUUGCUGUUGUAGAGUGUACAGUCUGCAGCACUUUUGAGAGUUCUGUCAACAGGUGACAGACUAAGGACCGGUCUGGCUCAUGUAGGUGUUCCAGUUGAUAGUUAGGCCCCAUAGAAAAUGAUUGGAGCUAGCAUCUGAGAGGUGUGUUCUGCACUCCACAGCUUGAUAGCAGCAUUGUAUAAGUUACAGCUGUGGCGGGGUCGGCUUAAGACUCCUCGGGCUGUCAGGCAAGAAGUACAGCCUGUUAGACUGUUUAUAGUUCACAACAAACAAUCGCCAGUAUUAGUUUGAGAAGGAUAGAGAUUUUUGAAAGGUUUCACUGUGUUGCUGGCUGGCCUGGCACUAUGUAUCCCAGCCUGGCUUCAAACUCAACUGAUACUCCUGCUUCAGGCUGAGUACUGGCAUGCGCUUACGGGCGUGAGACACCAUGCCCAGCUGAGUGGUUGCUUUAGUGUGUGAUCUGCCCCCAUGUUUUAUGUUUUGCAUCCAGGUCAGAGUUGUGUCAUCACUGGCCCUCGUCUUUAUAGUGUCACCAGCUGAGUGAAUUACCAAACACUUCCUCUUAGUCUCAGAGAGCUCAGUAAAAUGUAGGCUAGAAGACUUAGCUGGGUGGCACUGAGUACAAAGAGUGCCAGGAGCCAGCAUGAGUACCAGGUGGGAACCUCCCUUUGCCACUGAGCUGGGGCAGUGAUGGGAGGCAGGUGUGCUGCAGCAUCAGGUCUUGAUGUAGCAUAUUCCUCUUGAGUCAGCUAGAGAGCCUGUGCACGUCACAUGAGUUUGAUAAGACCUGGGUGUUAGAGUAUGCAAUGGAGGGAGUUUGAUAAGGACCCGGGUGUUAGAGUGUGCAGUGUGUGUGUGUGGGGAGUUGAUAAGACCCGGGUGUUGGAGUGUGCAGUGGGGGGCGGUUGGUAAGACCUGGAUGUUGGAUUGUGCAGUGGCGCGCACGGGAGGUGGGGUGAUAAGAGCCAGAUGUUGUAGUGUGCAUUGGAGGAGUUUGAUAAGACCCGGGUGUUGGAAUGUGCAGU